Molecule: messenger RNA, 1527 nt
Organism: Pan troglodytes (chimpanzee)
Lineage: Eukaryota; Metazoa; Chordata; Mammalia; Primates; Hominidae
Gene: FGFBP3
Product: fibroblast growth factor binding protein 3
Exons: 2
Coding region: 313-1089 (258 amino acids)
Biological process (GO): cell-cell signaling
Molecular function (GO): growth factor binding
Source: RefSeq, a predicted model, not a curated record
GACCGCUUCCAUCAUCCAUCUGGAGAGACAGAGAGAGAGAGGGAGAGAGAGAGAGAAGCGCGGCGGUGAUAAGUCUCCCAGUGUGAGAGAAAUCGGGGAGGGGCGAAGAAGGGUAGGCCUCUUCUGUUCCAUUGAUACCACGUUCAUUCACAGGGAGCCGGCUAAAACAGACUACUCCCCCGUGCAGUCGUUCCCUCUACCCUAAUAAGGCUUUGGCGCCUCUCCCAGAACUCGGUCCUGGGGAAUGCUCUUUGCCUGGUCCAGCCCCGACAAACGUGGUCUGAGAACAGCGGAGCGCGGAAACCGCGGAGCAUGAGUCCUCCGAGGCUGCGAGCGUCGCUGUCGCCGUCGCUGCUGCUGCUGCUGAGUGGUUGCCUCCUCGCGGCUGCUCGGAGGGAGAAAGGGGCGGCUAGCAACGUGGCGGAGCCGGUCCCCGGGCCCACUGGCGGCUCCUCGGGUCGCUUCCUCAGCCCCGAGCAGCACACGUGCAGCUGGCAGCUCCUGCUGCCCGCCCCGGAGGCCGCAGCGGGCAGCGAGCUAGCGCUGCGCUGCCAGAGCCCGGACGGGGCGCGCCACCAGUGCGCCUACCGCGGGCAUCCGGAGCGCUGCGCAGCCUACGCCGCUCGCCGCGCGCACUUCUGGAAGCAGGUGCUGGGAGGGCUGCGCAAGAAGCGGAGGCCCUGUCACGACCCCGCGCCGCUCCAGGCCCGCUUGUGCGCGGGCAAGAAGGGCCACGGCGCCGAGCUGCGGCUAGUGCCCCGCGCGUCCCCGCCCGCACGCCCCACCGUCGCGGGAUUCGCGGGGGAGUCCAAGCCCCGGGCCCGGAACCGGGGGCGGACCCGGGAGCGUGCGCCCGGCCCAGCCGCUGGGACCCCGCCUCCCCAAAGCGCACCGCCCAAAGAAAACCCCUCAGAGAGGAAGACCAUCGAGGGCAAGAGGAAGGCGGCCUUGGUCCCCAACGAGGAGCGACCCAUGGGGACCGGGCCCGACCCCGACGGGCUGGACGGGAACGCGGAGCUCACGGAGACCUACUGCGCUGAGAAGUGGCACUCCCUCUGCAACUUCUUUGUCAAUUUCUGGAACGGCUGAGACUGCCUGCCGGCUUAGGGAGGGUUGAUGGGGGAGGCGUGGGGAAGGGAAAGCUAAGGGCGUCUUAGACCGGGGGGUACUGUGAUAGAGAUUGGGGAGAAGUCCAGGUUCUCGAAUGGGGGUGGGGGCAAGGGUAAGGGUGAGAUGCUUGGGAUGAGAGUGUAAGGGGUAUGGAGAAUCUCUGGGAUAGCAGAGAAGUUAAAAAUUUUGAAAAGUCUCAGUCCUGAUUAAGAGCAGGAAAAAUAAUGGAAACAGAAAUAGGCGUACCUUAAAUGUGCAAAAACUGGAGACUGGGGAGAGAAAUCGAUGCAGAGAGAGGCUGAGAAUAAGGGGGAGAUAGAGUGUCUAAAGUGAUGUGAGUCCCAUGUGGGGAGGGGGAUGCAAUGUUUAUUGUUUAACAUUUCUAUUAAAUGCAGCCAUGAGCAAUUGCCAACCUGA